UCAGAUGUGACACUUUCAUUUCAUGCUAUAAUGCUGGACUUUGUAUUGUAUUUGGAGAAUACCUGGGAAUUUAUAAACCUGUGCAGUGAAAUGUGUACAAGCCUCUUAAUUUACUCUGUAAAUUAUUGUCUGACUAGGACAAUAAUUCUAACAGAAACAUUAGAGGUAAUUUAUAAAUAGGAGUUUGAGCAUGGUUUCUUAAAAUCACUAUGGAAAUCUUGAGAAGUUUUGCAUAUGAAUGCCUUAGAGAGCCUGAUGUGGGUGUGAUAGCUUGCAGUAUAAACUGGUUAGCCUGCAGACAGUUGAUGAUAAAUGCUUCUUUUAUUAUAAGCAAGAGGAACAUUUUUCUCUUUCGCUAAAACUUAGACCUGCAAGAUAUAAUACUAAAUAAUGAAAUUGCCCCUUCCUCAGUUUGAUUUAUAGAAAUCAAUUUAGUGUGUAUUUUUAGCAAUGAUUCUGCAUUCUUGGAAUACACACACACAUGUAUGCAUCUGAAUGCUUGAAGUAUGUAGAAAUGCUUGUCUUCUGUUUGUGGUCCUUUUCUUCUCCUAUCUCUUAUUUUAGAAAAGCAGAAAUCCCAAGUGAUAGUCUUAUCCAGUUGGAGCUCCUCAUGAUGCCUAAAACCUAUUCUGAAGAAGCUUGCCAAAUUCAGCUACCGCAGAGUUCAUAACAGUUUCCGUUGACACAUGUUGUGCUACCCAGCAAAUAAAGGAUACAGUCAGCAGGAUGGAACUGAAUGGCACCAACAUCUUGACUAAUGAACCAGAGUGAGCAGCACUUGAACUGUGAUUGUUACUUGCCUGGACUAUGAACUGAGGCUUUGGCUAUAAUACCUGUUCCAAUUGACUCCAGAGAGCUGGUAGAACAGUCAUGGCAUUCUUUACUCCAUGGAAGCUCUCCUCUCAGAAACUUGGCUUCUUUCUGGUGACUUUUGGUUUCAUUUGGGGAAUGAUGCUGCUACAUUUUACGAUCCAGCAGAAGACUCAGCAUGAAAGUAGUUCAGUGCUUCGUGAACAGAUAUUGGACCUUAGCAAAAGAUAUAUAAAAGCACUCGCAGAAGAAAAUAGGAAUGUGGUAGAUGGACCUUAUGUUGGAACUAUGACUGCAUAUGAUCUGAAGAAAACACUUGCUGUCCUUUUGGAUAAUAUCCUGCAGCGUAUUGGGAAGCUUGAGUCUAAAGUGGAGAACCUUGUAAUUAAUGGCACAGGUGCAAACUCCACAAACAGUACUGCCACAGCUACUCCCAGUUCAGGAAUAGCCGAAAAACUCAAUGUCGCAGAUCUCAUUAAUGGAGCCCAGGAACAGUGUGAGCUACCUCCCAUGGAUGGUUUUCCCCACUGUGAGGGCAAAAUAAAAUGGAUGAAAGAUAUGUGGCGAUCCGAUCCUUGUUACGCAAGUUACGGUGUGGAUGGGUCUACAUGCUCCUUCUUUAUUUACCUCAGUGAGGUUGAAAACUGGUGUCCUCGUUUACCCUGGAGAUCAAAAAAUCCUAAUGAAGAAACUGAUCAAAAGACAAUGGCUGAAAUCAGAACCAACUUUGAUAUGCUGUACAAAAUGAUGUCCAGGCAUGAAGAAUUCCGGUGGAUGAUGCUGCGAAUAAGGAGGAUGGCUGAUACCUGGAUAGAAGCAAUUAAAUCGCUGGCUGAAAAGCAACACUUGGAGAAGAGAAAGCGGAAAAAAGUCCUUGUUCAUCUGGGACUCCUAACAAAAGAGUCUGGAUUCAAGAUUGCAGAAAAUGCCUUUAGUGGUGGCCCACUUGGUGAAUUAGUCCAGUGGAGUGAUUUAAUUACAUCUCUUUAUUUACUGGGCCAUGACAUAAGGAUUUCAGCUUCAUUGGCAGAGCUCAAGGAGAUUAUGAAGAAGGUUGUUGGUAACAGAUCUGGCUGCCCUACACAAGGAGAUAAAGUAGUACAGCUUAUUUAUAUUGACAUUGUUGGACUCACUCAAUUUAAGAAAACCCUGGGACCAUCCUGGGUUCAUUAUCAGUGCAUGUUACGUGUGCUGGAUUCAUUUGGGACCGAACCAGAGUUUAACCAUGCUCAUUAUGCCCAAUCUAAAGGCCACAAAACCCCAUGGGGGAAAUGGAACCUUAAUCCACAGCAGUUCUACACAAUGUUUCCUCACACUCCAGACAAUAGUUUCCUUGGCUUUGUUGUGGAACAGUAUCUGAAUUCCAGUGACAUCAAGCACUUCAAUGUCAUUAAAAGGCAGAAUCAGUCGCUUGUUUAUGGCAAAGUUGAUAAUUUCUGGAAGGAUAAGAAGUCUUAUUUGGAUGUCAUUCACACCUACACAGAAGUCCAUGGAACUGUUCAUGGGACAAGUACCAUCUACAUGCCAAACUAUGUUAAAAACCAUGGCAUCCUCAGUGGCCGGGAUUUACAAUUCCUAUUAAGAGGAACAAAACUGUUUGUUGGUCUUGGUUUUCCAUAUGAGGGACCUGCUCCUCUAGAAGCCAUUGCAAAUGGAUGUGCAUUUUUGAAUCCAAAGUUUAAUCCACCCAAAAGCAGCAAAAACACAGAUUUCUUCAAAGGGAAGCCAACCCUCCGAGAGUUGACAUCUCAGCACCCCUACGCUGAAGUCUACAUUGGGAGGCCUCAUGUUUGGACAGUAAACAUCAAUGAUCUUUCUGAAGUGGAGAAGGCAGUUAAAGCAAUUCUGAGUCAAAAGAUUGAACCUUACUUGCCCUUCGAAUUCACAUGUGAAGGAAUGCUGCAGAGAAUGAAUGUGUUCAUAGAGAAACAGGAUUUCUGCCAUGGACAAGUGAUGUGGCCCCCAUUAAGUGCUCUUCAGGUUAAAAUUGCUGCACCUGGGAAAUCAUGUAAGCAGGUUUGUCAAGAAAAUCAGCUUAUCUGUGAGCCAUCUUUUUUCCAGCACCUGAACAAGGACAAAGACCUCUUGAAAUACAAUAUUGAAUGUCAUACAGUUGAGUCUGCAAAUGAUAUUCUGGUCCCAUCUUUUGAUGAAAGAAGAAAGCACUGUGUUUUCCAGGGUGAUCUGUUGUUGUUCAGCUGUGCAGGAUCUCAUCCAAACCACAAAAGAAUCUGCCCUUGUAGAGACUAUAUUAAAGGACAAGUUGCACUUUGUAAAGACUGUCUAUAGCAGCAGCUGACAUGACUUUAUGGACAAAAAGAGCAAGUGGCCGGGACCCGGCUGCUGCAAUCUCUUGCACUUUGCUACUACAGGCAGAACAAUUGCUGAAGGGCAGAAAUCUUCACCAAGGUGGAACGGAGAAGUGAUUUGCAAGAAAUCUCAAAUGUUUUUUAUUUUUUUCGUAAGCAAGCAACUCCAAUGAAGCUCAUGGGAAUUUUUUUCUUUACUUAAGAAGGUGAAGUUCAAUACUUUGUACGACGCAAAACAAGAGUUUGUGAUAUGUUGGGUUUAUUUUCCCAACAAUUAAUUAUGAUCAACCACUUUUCUGAUUACUGUUUCCAAUACAAAAGAAAAAGAAAAAAGAAAAAAAUGUAGAAAAGAUUGGCCAGUGCAGGAAAGACAUAACACAUAUCCAAGGAAUACUUUUCUCCCAAACCAUGAAUAACUGGUGCUGUCCCGGACUAUAAGAUAACAUGGUUACUGAAUAUCUUAUCGAUGGUUUCCUCUUUAUCUGUCACUUAUUGGAGUUCUAUGAGUAUGGGGCAGGGAGCUGGGGGGGGGGGGGGAGUCUGGUGGCUACCAGUAACGAAUCCUUUUGGCUUGAUAUGAGUGUGACAUUCUUCAGGACUUAAAUUGCUACAUAAGCCUACUAUUUAAAAUGUUUGGCCUUUUCUAGAAUUAAAUGUGUACUCUCUUUCCCAUUCAUCCAAGUUCCGUUGUAGGGUGGUGACUAGAAAUACUCUGUGAACAUUGAAUGCAAAGUGAUAUCAUUAGAGCAAUAUUUUCCAGAAUUUUCUGUGAACAAGAGAAAUGGUGACUGCAAUAUAAAAAUAGAAAUGAGGCUGUCGUGGAAUAAUAGCAAAAGAGUGGUCUGUCUUGACAUAUUUAAUGCCUGUUUGGAGAUACAAAAAUUAAUUGCUUUCAGUGAGGAAGACUACUUUUCUCCUGUCUUCAUAACUAACAAAAAUGUUUAUAUAUGGGUAGAAGCAGGCCAUGUGUGUUAUAAAUUUAAAUUAAACAGAAAUAUGGAACUCAUAUUUUGUUUGUAGAUGGGAGAUAACCUCUUUCUUUUUUUACAGGAAGAACUGUACAGUUAUCUUUUAUUUUGAAACAUGUUUUUGCUGCACAACUAAUGCAUCCUCAAAUGCAUUUCUUGUAAAAAGGCAUUUAACAGAAAAGGAAUGUUCAUUUUGCAGUGAGGUCUGAAAGCCACCAAUGGUUGAGGAGGAAAAAGUCUUGAGUCAUUUUCUGUGUCCUGUGUGUGUGUUAUUUUCUUCCCAUUAAACAUUCUUCACUCUUUCUACCUAAUAAGGUAAUCACACAUCUCUGUUCUUUUGCAAUGUAUCUUAAUUCGUGAUUUGAUAUUCACCAAUUUACAUGGUAUUACUUUGUCUUUUUGAGAUGCCAAAGGCCAUAUGGGAAACAUAAUUCUUUAAAGAAAAUUGUUGAGAUGAACAUUUUUUUAAAAAUAAUUAAAUUCUUAAUUUUUAAAAUAUUACAUUUAUUUCAUUUAAAUUUGUGUAAAUGUACCUGCAAAAAUUUGACUAAGGAUCAUAAUCACAGUCCUGGAUAAAAUUUAAAUAACUGUUUGCUGUUUUAAAAAUUUGAAAAGAAAAAUGGCUUAUCAAGUUUGAAACAUUGGCUGGUAUCCAGUGUGUUAGUUCUUUGUAGAGUAAACCAUUAAGUUUCAUUUACUGCAGUGGGUCUAAGCCACAUAAGGAUGAAUUUAUUUUAUGCAUAUGAAAUUAAAAGUGAAUGUUGUCUGGCCCAGACAUACAUUAGGAUGUACUGAGAUGGCUUCCAGAAAAGUCUUGGAUAUUAAAUGUAAUAUUUAAUUCCUGAAUUCUAUCUUUUGUGUGAGAGGAUGUCAACUUCAGUCCAACAAUCCUAACAUAAACCACCCUAUUUUUUUAUUAAUACACCACUAUUAAACUAUGGCAAACUUACUUGCCACAUUAAAUUAUUUAGUCCUCAUGAGGCCAGGAUUGCCCAUUAAGCUUAGUAAUAAAGCACUACCAGUCAUGAUGGCCAGCAAAACCCUUUGAAAAUAUUUGUGCUGUGAAUAAAUCUUUGUUCAAAUUAAUUUGUCUUUUAGAAAUACGGGAUAGUUCCAGUUUAGUAUUUCUCCUCUGGGCAAGGCUUCUGAUGAAACAUCAAAUCCAAGGGCCAGGUAAAUUUUGUGGGAAGGACCGAGUCAGGUCAGGAGAGCAUUUCUCCAUCACUAGCAUGGAUUUUGGGUUCCAGUGCUAAUUUGUGUGUAUGUGUGUUUGCCUUUAUACGUCUAGGCAAGCAUUUGCUACUUUAUUGCUGAAGUCAGAAGUAUAGGUUUUUAGCAUGGCACGGAUCUAUUAAGGGCUAAUCUAGUGACUGUGUACAGUACACCAGCAAAACAAAGGUUCAGGGAGGGUAAAGCAGCUGGUGAAAUGUUAUGCUACUGAGGAUAGGAUCAGACCUUUGAUAGGUUCACUCAGUUACGUCAUAGUUUUUAUGACAGUAAUACCCUGCGGAUCCUAAAAGAGAAAUAAAUUUGUCUAUUUGGCAAAUGCAGCAUUUGUUUACUGUAAAGCCUUGGCGAUGGAACAAAAACUGAAAUCUCAGCUAACCUGCUGCAGUGAGUACAGGCACAGUAGACCUGGCACUUUCCCCAGAAGGCACUUGCAUUCAAAUGCAGAAGCAAAUUACACUUGCGCCUGUAGGCUGGCAGAUAGAUGUUUAAAGAGUGAGUUCUUAAGAUUUAAUUCAUUAAAGUUAUAUAAAAUCACAGAUAUUUUGAGGAAAUGCCUUCUCUGGUUAACCUGGAUCAGUUCCUUAAAGACUACAGGUAGAAAUCAGGUGCUUCACUUUUUCAAGAGAUCUGAAGGGGAUAAUUAGGAUGGCAAAUGUUUUUGUCAUAGAAUAUUCUAGUGCUAGAUUUUCAGUUCUGGCAAGUUUUGACUUUGAAUAGACUGAGUUGUAAUUCAUAAAUCUCCUUUAAGUAAAAAUGAUAAGCACUCGUCACCAGAAGCCAUGCCUACAUCUAUCAAAAAAUCUUUAUUUUAUAUCCAUUGAUCUGGUCUUUAAAAAAAAUUCUGUUAGAUUACCAAAACUUGAGAAAAGUAUUUGCAUAAUUUAUUUUUUUAAUAACAUUAAUAAGAUUUGCCUUUGAGAGGUAAAGAUUAAAUACACUGUUUGAAAAUGCCAAUAAAAACCUCAUUUCUUUCAUAUAUGCAAGUUGAUUUGCACAUCUAUAAAUAGAUAAGCUUUGAGUUUAUUUCAUAGUUUUAAUAGGUUGUCAUUUUUGUAGUUCUUAAUAACUGUGGCUAGGGGAGGGGAUUUUUGUUUUUUGCAUGGCAAUGUUGAAAUAUAUUCUGCUAAUAUGCGUGCCUUUAAUUUUUAUUUUAAAUAAUAGUGUGCUUGGGAUGUGGAUAAUGACUGAACAACUGUAAUGGGACACUAAUUUGAAGGUUUCUUAUACUUUUUUCAUAAAUAUUAGUUAUAUGAAUUUUUAAAAGCAUUUUCUGUUGGAAAAUGACAAUGGUGUCAAAGCAAACAACAGUUUGAAAUGUGCAGCAAGUCAGUGCUGGCUAUGGAUUUGUGAAUUUGGAUGUCAGUGUCUGACCAUAAUGCACUUUUGUGACACAUUAUUUGUACUACAUCUGAGCGGAUCAGUUGAUCAAGGCAGAGGUUGGUACAAUAUUUUUAAAGCUCCAAGUGAAAGACAAUUACAGUUCCCAAGAUCAGAAAAUCAGAAAUGUAAAUUGGCAGCAAUUAGUGCUUUGAUUUUUUACGGUAGUAUAGCAUGCUUUUCUACCUGAAUUGACACAAUUUUUCAGAAUAAGCAUUAUUUAAUCAUAAAUUUUCACAGAUUUGGAAACAUUCCUGAUAUCCUCUUGCUGGAACAUGAGACAUAUGUCCCUGCCACUACUCUUGGUGAAUAGCAAAAACAUCUAUGGACACUUCCACUUGUAAUGAAGUAAUAAAAUUAACACUGUCACAAUUCCAUGAACUUUCAUAUCUUGGUGGCUGUCUGGUUGUCUAGGAGGGUUUCUGUUUCUCCUUUAAAAUACACCCCCCUCCCUUAUACAUACAUGGGGAACAAUUCUGAGAGAGCUUGUCCCAGUGUCAGAGCGGUUGAGUGAAUUAAGUGAAUUCGUAAACAAUUUAUUUAAAUGAUUUGAGUAGUUUCUGGAGCUAAGCUUUAGAAUUAUUUGAGGUACUUUGUUUUGUUUCAUUAUACAGAUUUUGCUUUGUGCACCUAGCAUAUGAGGUAUCUUUCCUUUAACCAUUUGUUAAAGAGGUGAUAUUUUUAAAAAACCCUUCCAAAUCAGUUGUAAAUGAAAUUAGGAAUAAAAAUGGAUAAAUUAUGUUUUCAGCAUAGAAAAACAAGUCAUUCUCUUAUGGGCUAAGGUAGUAUUUGAAGAACAUAAAAUGGAAUAGGGUUCACAUAGGAGUAUAUCAUAGCAUACAAACCUUAGCGCCUUUUUUAAACAUACAAAUAGUUAUAAGCAUUUAGGGAGGUUGUAUUCUAUGUCACUUGUGGCUCAUGGAGCCUGGUGAUCCUUUAGAAAAAUAUCUGUAACACUCAAUUUAAUUAUUUAGUUAUUGACACCACCAUUUUUACUGCCAAUGAAUAUUAAUUUGAAUUGUCACCCAGAAUAGUACUACACAUUGAAACUAAAGGAAAACUGUUUAAGAAGCCUGUGUAAAUAAGAGAUGUUCAGCUGAGCUCUUGCUACCUUGGGAAUGUUCUACCCUUAAAGGUGGCCUAAUUAAUAAUGAAUAAAUAUAAUUUUAAAACAUGGCUUGUGCUUACCAUAAGUGUUAACCCAGAAUGUGGAUUGAGCUUCCAGAGAUACAUCAGGAAAAAUGCCUCUGAAAUGAACUUUACAUGUUUAUAAACCCACUUCUGUUUCCAUGCUGCAGUUCAGUGGAGCAAAGAUAAGUUUAUUCGGAUAUAUCUUCCUAUUCCGUUCAUGUCUUUAGUACACAUUGUUGUGGGCAGAGAUUGGUUUCUAGCAACUGGGAAUGAAAUGUUCUGUAUUCUCACCACAAUGAAAGCAACUCAAUCUGUAACAAAUGCUUGUUAUAGGUGCUUGAUCUUAUUGUUUUAAAACUGGCCAUUUUAUCAGUAAUAGUUAAUCAGUUCUGAAUAGCUGAAUCCCCUUUUUCUGUCAUAGUGACCCUCCGUUCAUGUUAUCAGUAUAAAUUAAGGGUGAUUUCCAAUAUCCCCUCAUUUUCCUCAUCAUGCAGCCCACUCUGUCCACCUCAAUCUACUUUAGAACAUGCCCCAAACCUCUAGAAUUGAUGCGGUUGGGAGUUAUGGAGACAAUAAUGGAGGAUGAUGCUAGUUAGAUACCUACCAUAAGAUUCAUUUGUUCCACCACUGCUGUAUGUCUGUCUUUAUGUUAGUCUAUUAAAACCAUAUGACAUGAUAGCCUUCUGUUGUGGCAAUUUCUCAUUUGACCAUCAUGAUUUUUCAUCAGUUUUAUUUCUUGUGUGUAAAGCAGAAUCUUAUACUGAUUGGAACCCAUCUUUCUUUAUAGAUCAUCCUUCUCCUUUAUUUGUGUCAAUUUCUUUAAAAGUGCCAUUCAGUGGUAGCAAGUGCAGGCAAAGCACCCUCAGUGGGUCCCAAAAAAUGUAAGAGUCAGCACAUGUAAGUUCAGAACUGUUUACAUCUCAGAUCAGUGAAUACUGUCUGCAAAAGUGAAAAGAUUAGUCCCUCAGCUAGUCUUGGAACCCUGCUACCUAACUGUCCAAACUUUCCACCCUGUAAUACUGGCCCUGGUGCCAUUCCCAUUUGGUUCUACCAUACACUGGCUACAUUCAAGCUGCAUGGAUGCUCAUUUUUGACAUCUGUUCUCCAGCUCUAGAAAUCUCUUGCAGGAGAACCACCUGUAAACAAUAAGGAAAAUGUCCACAAAUGUGUGUAAUGUGAACAGACUUCCUCUCUGAUCACAUUCCUAAGACGAAUGGUUACUAGCAAGGCUUUCUAAGAAUCUCACUAAAGAUCAAGUCUAUCUAGAAAUGCAAAUUGAUUUUAACUUACAGAAUUGAGCAAGAUGCUAUCAUUUUAACUAAUGUAGCUUUAACUGGCAAUUCCAUUAGAGUUGGCACUCCUAGUUAUCACUUACCCUAUGCCUACUAAGACAAACUGAACAAGGUU
Messenger RNA from Varanus komodoensis (Komodo dragon), 9232 nucleotides. It is a transcript of the gene MGAT5, whose product is annotated as alpha-1,6-mannosylglycoprotein 6-beta-N-acetylglucosaminyltransferase. The transcript has 17 exons. Gene Ontology annotation, molecular function: alpha-1,6-mannosylglycoprotein 6-beta-N-acetylglucosaminyltransferase activity. NCBI's taxonomy places the organism in Eukaryota, Metazoa, Chordata, Lepidosauria, Squamata, Varanidae. Gene Ontology annotation, cellular component: Golgi apparatus. The coding region runs from base 871 to 3099 and encodes 742 amino acids. The record is from RefSeq and is a predicted model, not a curated record. Gene Ontology annotation, biological process: protein N-linked glycosylation.